Molecule: messenger RNA, 1567 nt
Organism: Engraulis encrasicolus (European anchovy)
Lineage: Eukaryota; Metazoa; Chordata; Actinopteri; Clupeiformes; Engraulidae
Exons: 4
Coding region: 427-1170 (247 amino acids)
Source: RefSeq, a predicted model, not a curated record
AUAAGUGCUCUAUUAUGACGCAAACGUUCGGUUGCGUGCGUGACUAUAAAAUAGCCCGACAAUCACGAUUCAGUAUCAUUUCGAACAGUUUGAAUAAUAAGGAGAGUUUUUAUCUGUGGGGUCCAAUGGACCAGUACCCGGACUUUUUGUCCACCCUUAACCGACGCGCACGCUAUCUCCUCGGUGUAGCCUUUGGCGAUGUGGCGCAGGAUCACCACCAGCAGGCGCUGAAGACCGAGAACCUGCUGGAGGAGAGCAGGUGUGUGUGCGCACGCUGUGACGGAGGCUAAACAGAAUGAAGAAAAUGCCUCUCUGGAGGCAAAGUUACAAGCGCAGAGGGCCUCUCUGGAGUUGGAGUUUGAGAAACAGAGGGCGUCUCUGGCAGCGGCGUGGAGAGAGGAAAAGGCCUCUUUGGAGGCGGAUUGGAUGGCGCAGAGGGCGCAUUUGGAGGAGGAGUGCCAGCAGCAUAGGGCGUCUGCAGCGGCUGCUGUGGACGCAGAGCGCAAGAAGCUGUUUCGGUUUGUGUCUUCAGUGACCAGGCAGCUGUAUGGGCAGCGCAAGCAGACCGCCCUCCUCCGCGCAGCCCAGUACGAGCGACUGCUGGUCGACCUAAAGAAGCAGGCCACUCGGUGGAUGGUGGCACCAUGGGAUUGCCCGGCCAGUUGUGAUAAUGCUGAUGUUCCGAUGGUCUUCUCUUCAUGGAGCCUGAGGGAGGAGACCAGGAGGAUCCAGGAGGACAUGCCCCGCCUGUACAACCACUUGGAGGAGUACUAUCAGCAUGAGAAGAUGCUUCAGCACCUUCUGGAGCAACAGAGAAGAGAGUCAGAGCUUGAGGGGAGGGCGUACAUCAAGUGCCAGGUCCUGCAUGCCAAAUACGUCAAGGAGGAAGCAAAGAGGCAGGAGGCUGAGCGGAAAAAGAGAGCGGAGCUUCAUGCCAGGCUGCUCAAAGAAGCGGAGAAGAGAUGGGUCGCCGCACAGAAGAAACAGAGGAAGAGCGAGGAGAAGGCCAGGAGGGAGGCGGAGAACAUUGAGAAGAAGAAGAAGGCAGAGCAGGAGAAAAAAGAGGCCAAGGAGGCAGCCAGGGAGGAGAGGGCAGCCGCAGGAGGAAAGAGCUGGUUCAGAAGACUCCUGUGCUGCUGCUUCAGAAGGAGGGCCACUGCAGCUAACUGAGCUGUGCUCCUGUCCCCCCCUGUCUGUCUGUGUGUGUGUGUGUGUGUGUGUGUGUGUGUGUGUGUGUGUGUGUGUGUGUGUGUGUGUGUGUGUGUGUGUGUGUGUGUGUGUGUGUGCCCCAUGUCCCCGUCUGUGAUUGUCAUCUGUCCUGUCCUGUCCUGCCCUGCCCUGCCCUGCCCUGCCCCGCCCUGCCCUGCCCUGCCCACCAGUGACUUGCCUUCCUAGUUGUCUCACCAUUUUUGCAAUGUGUAGUCAGUCCUACUGUAUUCUCCCUGUUCCUGUGCAUAUGUCUGUAACGUGUUUUGUAAAUACCCCACCCCCCAACUCCACACCUGUAAAUACCCCCAUCCCAUGUUUUGUAAAUCCCCCCCCCCCCUUUUUUUUGUAAAUACCUCCU